Messenger RNA from Oryctolagus cuniculus (rabbit), 405 nucleotides. It is a transcript of the gene CENPS, whose product is annotated as centromere protein S. Gene Ontology annotation, molecular function: protein heterodimerization activity; chromatin binding. Gene Ontology annotation, cellular component: FANCM-MHF complex; Fanconi anaemia nuclear complex. Gene Ontology annotation, biological process: replication fork processing; resolution of meiotic recombination intermediates. Lineage: Eukaryota; Metazoa; Chordata; Mammalia; Lagomorpha; Leporidae. The record is from RefSeq and is marked inferred.
AUGGCGGAGGAGGAGGCCGAGGAGCAGCAGCGGUUCUCUUACCAGCAGAGGCUGAGGGCAGCCGUUCACUACACCGUCGCUGCCCUCUGCCAGGAGGUGGCUUCAGACAAGGGGAUGCCGUUCAGCAAGCAGAGCGUCGCGGCCGUCUCGGAGGUGACUUUCCGGCAGUGCGAAAAUUUUGCCAAAGACCUUGAGAUGUUUGCAAGACAUGCGAGAAGGAGCACAAUUAACACUGAAGACGUGAAGCUCUUAGCCAGGAGGAGUAAUUCACUGCUGAAAUACAUCACAGAGAAAAGUGAAGAGAUUGCCCAGUUUAACACGGAGCAAAAGGCAAAGAAGAAAAAGAAGUUAGAGGAGGGAAACAAGACGCUGGAGGCGGCCGAGGUGGUGGAGAGUGAGAGCUAG